AUGGCCCCAAGUCCCAGCCGCUCCGCCUCCUCCGAGUAUGACACCACUUCCGGCAGCUCCGACCACAGCGAGGUUGAGCAGCAGCCUCAGCACCUCCCGGAGCAACAGAACUCUGGCUCCGACCACGACGGCCGCGACAGCUACGAAGAAGAAUCUGACGAGGAGAUGGGGUCCGAGGACGACGAGGUGCUUUCCAAGGAGGCUCCCAGCCCUUCCGCCCUUCAGUCUUCAUCUGAGGAAGACACAUCUUCCGGCAGCUCCAACCAUGAUGAGGUGAAGCAGCAGCCUUCACCGCUUGCUGAGAAACAGAACGUCGGCUCCUAUGAUGAUGGCGGCGACAGCGACGAGGAAGAAUCCGAUGAGGAUAAUGUGGUGGCGCAAAAGCCAUCACUGUCAGACUCCAACGAUAUGGUCCCAGAUACACAGUGCGACGAUGGCGUGGUGCCUCCCAAGACCUACAGGAAGGCCACCAGCCCCUCCGCCCCUCAGUCCUCAUCUGAGGAAGGCCAUGAUUCCACCGGCUCCGGAGACGAGGAAGAAGAAUCAGACGAGAAGGAUCAAGUCCCAGAUACUGAAUCCAACCCCAACGAGGCGCUGCCGCCCAAGCCAACGCCCCUUUCAGAGGAGAGUCUGCCCAUAGCCAUUGAUCCCACCGAGAAGCCCGAGCCCAAGAGGAAGCUCUCGCCGACGGCCCCAUUGCCUCAGCUGAAGAGGAUCCAGCCGGCUGAGGUUACCCAAGAUGAUAUGGCUAGGAGGGAUUUGGAAAAGCUUUUUAAGGAAAAGUGUAGUUCUUACAAGCACCUCGGCCCCAGGAUGCUGGCGCUGGAGAAGGAGUAUACGGGCAUCGAGGUUCCAUUCUUGAUGAUGGAUGACAACAAGGCUCGAGAACUCGAAGGUAAUCUACACAAGCUGGAGAACUUUGUGACCAAUGCAUUAAUCAAGUCGCUUAAGAGCCCUGGAGUGUGAAGCAACUGUGGACUCUAUGGACCAACAUGACGAAUAAACUCGAAGUGGGUCAACAUUAGACUAUGUCGGAAUUUUGUUAUUCAGUUUUUAUGCUGCUCAGUAUCUAUAAAUACUCUAUGGAGGUAUUAGCGUUACCAAGGUUUUGUCUAGGGCGGACAUGUCUGAACUACAGAUUUAAAGCUCUAAGGAUUUGGAUCUCAGAACUGGGUCAUAUUUUGCCGAAAUUAUAUAUGCA
Messenger RNA from Lolium perenne, 1201 nucleotides. The record is from RefSeq and is a predicted model, not a curated record. Lineage: Eukaryota; Viridiplantae; Streptophyta; Magnoliopsida; Poales; Poaceae.